Messenger RNA from Blepharisma stoltei, 3305 nucleotides. Lineage: Eukaryota; Ciliophora; Heterotrichea; Heterotrichida; Blepharismidae. The record is from the annotation of a GenBank genome assembly.
AUGAACGACAUGCUAGAACAGGCUUUUCAAGUUCAAGCCGGGAACGUUGCACUUGCCUCAGGAGGGAUUGACAGUGCUGAUAAUUAUAAAAAACGGCAAACUGUAAGUGACAGUGUGACCUAUGCAAAUUUAGAGGUGGCCAAAGACCAUCGUAACAAAACAAGCCUCAGACAGUUUAAAGAUGAUCGCUACUAUAAAUACCCGAUCAUUGGGACUAAUCUAUCCACUUUAGGUGAAUAUGGAGUUGGUCUGGAGCUUUAUUUUCAGUUUAUCAAACAAUUCGCAAUUAUUUUUUUCAUUAUUUCUGGCAUAUCGAUAUGGCCGAUCUAUGAAAACUACCAAGGCAAUUAUUUAGCUGACACAGCACAAAAAGCAUCAUACACUUUUAUUUCCCUUGCAAAUCAAGAAGGUCCUGAAUUUAAUUACACGUUAUAUUCAGAAGCAGACUCAAUGCUAGAUACUGUUAAAGAUAAUCAAAUGAACAUCACUAUCGCUGACUUGAUCUAUACGUGCUUUUUCAUCAUUUUUUUGGUUUAUUUGGAGAUUUAUCUGGUUUAUUUUUUUUUUAAAUUUUUUUAUUUAUUUUUAAAAAAUAAAUUUUAAUAAAAUAAAGAUUUAUGUUAAAAGAAUCAUAAAGAAGCGACGACUUAUGACGGUAACUCCUGGAUCUUUUGCAGUUGAAGCUAAAGGUUUUCCAAAAGAACCAUUGUCAGCCCAAGAAGUUAAGGAUCAUUUCAGUCAAUUUGGAGAAGUUGCGGAAGUUGCUUUUGCCAAAGAUUUUUCUGUAGCAUAUCAUUGGCUGUUAUUUUUUCCCUUCCAUAUAUUCCUUGAUGAUAUUUCGUCAGAAUUUUCCACUGUGAGUAAAACUGGUUAUUUUUUAAUCAAAUAUCUGACAAGAAAAAAUUUUAUCCAAUAUUUUCUAACUCCCCCUCCGUGAGUGAACAAAAAAAUUUUGUUCACUAACGGAGGGGGGUUAAUUUUAUUUUUUUUAAAAAAUUUAUAUAUAUAAAAUUUUAUAAAAAAUAUAUAUAUAUAAAUUUUAUAAAAAAUAUUUUUUUUCGAAAUUUAAAAAAAUCCUAAUUCGCAAAAAUUGGAAAGCAAAUAUUAAUUUAAUUUAUAAAAUUUAUGUUUUAAAAAGCAAUUCGUUCAAAAAUUAAAUAGAAUUAGCUCUAGAUUUCAUUAUACUAAUUAUCAUUUAUAUAUCAAAUUGUUUUUCCAUAAAAAGUUUUUGUUCACUCACGGAGGGUGGGUUUUUUGGGCAAAAAAUAGCGAUUUUUCUAAUGGUUUUGUUCACUCACGGAGGGGGGGGGAGUAAAGGAAUAAACAUGUCGCCGAUUUUUCAGGAAGAUUGUUUUUUUAUAGUAAACGAGCACAAAUCAGUAUAAAAAUUGGUCAUGAAAAGCUAAAAAACAAAAACACUUUGCAGCUUAGAAACCUGCAAAGACAAAUGUCAAUUUUUGACAGGAAGCUAUAUAAAGCUGAUAAUGGGAAUGUUAAAACCUUUAAUGAGCUUCCAGUCAUAAGAGCAUUUAUUAUAUUUAAUAAAGUCGAAGACAAAAAAAACUGCCUUAAAGAGUAUAAAAAUUCUUAUAUAGAAUGUUGCUGCUGCCGAAAAAUGAAAAAACAUUUAAUGUUCCGAGGAAAGCACGAGCUUAAGGUGAAACAAGCCCCAGAACCUUCAAAUAUUUUAUGGGAAAACAUUGAAUACCCUCGUUGGAAGCGAAACGCUCGCAGAAUCUUUGCGAUUGCUCCCACUUUAGCCCUAAUGAUUUUGUCAAUAGCUUUAAUUUAUGCAAUAAAAUACUUGCAAAACGAAAUUCCAAACGAAAACCAUUGCUCAGAACUAGACGUCAAAGAUGAAUCAUUAUCAGCAGCUAAACAAGACUACACAACGAAUGAUCAAAUAUAUACUUAUUUACCAAGAAUAGCCCACUAAGGAGAUUUUUUGGUUGGCCGGAUAAUAGCUGGCUUGCCAAAUUCCUUGGCAUAGCAUAUUUUUUGGCUAACUAAAUUUAAGAAUGGCGAAACCAAAAAAUGCUGCUCCUUAGUGGGCUAUUCUUGGCAAAUAGGUAUACUGCUAUUGCAAGCAGCAAAAUUGGUACAAGCUUUUUAGCGAUAGUGAUCUUAAUUCAUAUUGCACCGAUUAUAUAGAAAAAGUAUCCCUUACGAGCUCUGUCCGAUUUCUUUCCAGCAUAGGUAUCGUUUUUAUAAAUACCAUUCUGAGGAUUAUGCUAACCAAACUGACCAAAUUUGAAAGAAUUUCGACAGUCAGUGGGAUGAGGAUGUCAAUGAUGUCAAAAGUUUUCAUUGCAAUGUUUAUUAACACUGCCCUUAUAACGCUACUUGUUAACGCCAAUUUUCAAUCUUUGUGGUUUGUACAGAGACUGGCAUUUAAAGAGUAUCUUUUUAAUGGAGACUAUAAAGACUUUUCAAGAGAGUGGUAUGAAGACGUAGGUGCUACCAUUAUAGCGACUUUAUUAGUGAGCAUUGCCCUUCCUCAUUUUAUCAACUUAUUGAUAUUUUACCCAAUUGGGGUUAUUAAGCGACAUUGCUGCCAUAAAAAAUAUAUCACACAAUACCAGAUGAACGCUGCUUUUACAGGGCCUGAAUUUGAUAUUUCUUCAAGAACCUCAGUAAUCCUUACUGUAAUUUUUAGUUGUUACCUUUAUUCUGGAGGAAUUCCUUUACUAAACAUUGUAUGUUUUGUCACCUUGGUCGUCAUCUAUUGGACUGAUAAGUUCCUAGUUUUAAGGCACUACCGUAAACCUCCAGUAUAUUCCGAGCUGAUGUACAAGCGAGUUGGCUAUUUUUUACCAUUCGGAAUAAUGCUGCAUUGUGGGUUUUCUUUAUAUAUGUAUGGGAGCCAAGAUAUUUUCCCCAGAGAAUAUGUUCCAUACACAGACUCAGACACUGGAGAAACUUAUAUUGAAGAUGUCAGAACUGAGACUAUAGGAGACAGAAUUUGGGUAUUUCCAGGGAGGGUCAAUAUUAUAUUAUGUGGGAUUUCGUUUUUAAUUUUUGUCUGGCAGUUCUUUUUGAAGGACUUCUUGAAAAGUAAGCAUAAGAACCAGGUUUUGACAGAAAGGGCUGAGAGAACUUAUAUGGAGGAGCUGAAGAAUUUGAGGGCAAUAGGCAUACAUAGCUAUAAUAUAAUGGAAAAUCCAAGCUACGCGCCACUUGUGAUAUCGAUGAAUUCGACUGCUGAGCAGACUAAAAAAAUGGGAGCUUCAGCUAUUAAUAACACUGUUGAAAUAGCUUCUAAAGACGCUAAAGAAAUUAUUUCUGAUGGGCAAGGGACAAACUAA